GCUCCUGAGCCUGCCAACAGGAAGACGCAGCCAUCGGUCAUCGUGAUCGGCGCAGGGUUCGCAGGGUUGUCAGCAGCAGAUGAACUGCAUGCCUUGGGGUGUAAGGUAGUUGUGCUGGAAGGGAGAGACAGGAUCGGAGGGAGAUGUUGGACGGACAAGAGCCUGGAUGGCAGGACCGUUGACCUCGGGGCGGGAUGGAUUCAUGGGAUUGUGGGUAAUCCUCUUGCUGAGCUGGCACGGCGGAAGGGCGUGGAGCUGUGCAACAUACCUGCAGACACCUUGAUCCAUGAUGCAGAUGGUGUUGUGUACAGCGAGGAGACUGACAGGAAGAUAGAGCUCCUGUUCAACCAGUUCCUCCAGAGGGCUCAGAAGGAGGUUGGAACGGGCUCUCAGAAGAGUGACCAGUCUCUCGGUGGCCUCUUGGACAGAAUGAUUGCGAGCGAUGACAGUCUUGAUGACGCAAGAGAGCUGCAGCUGUUCAACUGGCAUUGUGCGAAUAUCGAGUACUCAACGGCAACUGACAUUCACAACCUGUCAGCCAGGAACUGGGCCCUGGAUGACGAGAAUGCGUUCGAUGGCGACCAUUGUCUCCUCAAGUCAGGAUACUGCGCGCUGGCAGAACACCUCGCACAAGGUUUGGACAUCAGGCUGAAUUCCAAGGUGAAGGUGAUAGAGCAUGGCAAGGAAGGGCAGCAAGCUGCUUGCAAGGUGACCCUUGAGGACGGUCGGACUCUCUCGUCGGACAUUGUUGUUCUUACUGUCCCGCUUGGGGUCUUGAAGAGCAAGAGCAUCGCCUUCUACCCGCAGCUGCCUCGGUGGAAGCAAGCAGCUAUCGACAAGCUGGGGUUCGGCGUGCUCAACAAGGUGGUCCUAGCGUUCAGCAAGAUCUUCUGGCAGCGCGCGACCCCCAUCGGCAAGUACAUCGGGUAUGCGUCGGAGCGGAAGGGGCAGUUCUACCUCUUCAUCGACAUCACAGACUGCGCCUCCAAGCCGACGCUGCUUGCGCUGAUCUCAGGGAGCAUGGCGAAGGAGCUCGAGGUCACGCCUGAUGAUGAGGUGGUGAGGGAGGCCAUGAAGGUGCUCGAGAAAGUUGUCGGGGAGGGAGCGUGCGAGCAACCGUGCGGGUACAAGAUCACUCGAUGGGGUCAAGACCCUUUCGCCAUGGGCUCCUACUCCUACGUAGCCAUCGGGUGCACUCCUGAGGACAUGGACGCGCUAGCUCGUCCGCUAGACCAUAACAGACUCUUCUUCGCUGGGGAGCACACCAACUCCGAGCAUCCCUCCACCGUCCAUGGUGCCUUCAUCAGCGGCAGGCGGGUUGCGCGUGAGCUGCUUGUUUCUUGGCACGGUCACGGAGAGGUGAGGGAGGGAAGCAGGUGUGUUGAGUUUCCGCUGAGAUGA
Messenger RNA from Guillardia theta CCMP2712, 1401 nucleotides. RefSeq lists its product as hypothetical. Gene Ontology annotation, molecular function: oxidoreductase activity. The annotation marks the transcript as partial. The transcript has a single exon. The record is from RefSeq and is a predicted model, not a curated record. Lineage: Eukaryota; Cryptophyceae; Pyrenomonadales; Geminigeraceae.